CCCCCGUCCCCCCCCCCUUCCCCCCAGCCGCCAGCAGCGGCUCUCAGGCGGCGUCGUGGACGGCGUGCAGCGGCGGCAGGGAGGACGUCAUGAGCGUUCCGGCGUGUUCCCGCAGGCUGGUCCGCCGCUCCAGGGCUGCGGUGGUGGUGGCCGCGCUGGCCGUGCUGCUCAUCCAGACUCUGCUGGUAUGGAACUUCAGCAGCCUGGACUCCUCAUCUGGCGGAGAUCGAGGCAGCCGCAGCCGGGAGAAGCGAGCCGCGGGGUCGGACAAAGCCAACAGGCAGCCGCCGAAAAGCGGACUGCAGAGGAGUGAUCCGCCGCCACCGCUGCCAAAGGCGCCCGUCAGACACAAGCUGCGUGCGGACGUUUACCGCUCUCACCGACCCAAAGAGAAACGUCCUCCCGACAGCAACAACAAUGAGAACUCCGUCCCCAAAGACUUUGACGCCAUGGAUAGCAGCAACCCUGCCGCUCCAUUGCAACAUCAGCGUGCGCCAGGCGGCAACGCUCACCAGAAGCCUCAAAGCGUCCUGGGAAAAUCCUCCACCUACAAUCGCACCCACGUCCCGGCGACUGCCGUCCCAGAAGCGACCCCGAAGUCUAAGAAGAGUCCAGUGGUGCGGCAGAUGCAGAAGACGACCGCCGCGCCACUGAGGAAGGAGCAGGCCGAGUGCGAGAUCAGCGGGAAAGAAGCCAUCUCGGCUCUGUCGCGAGCUAAAAGUCGAGGGUGUCGCCAGCAGAUGGCCGACGUCUACUGCAGACACAUGAAGGAUGCACUGAUGCCUCAUCAAGUUCCUCGCUUCUGCCCCCUGCAAGGUAAAGUCAGCGUCAACAUCCAGUGGGACGAAGGGCCGCCUGACUCCGCCCACCCAGCGCCGGUACGCUUGGCCUUCGUGCUAGUGGUCCACGGCCGUGCCUCGCGUCAGUUCCACCGUCUCUUCAAGGCGGUCUACCACACGGCGCACUUCUACUACAUCCACGUGGACCAGAGGUCCGACUACCUUCAUCGAGAGGUGAUGGCUGUGGCCCGGCAAUACCGCAACGUACGCGUCACCCCCUGGAGGAUGGCGACCAUCUGGGGUGGGGCCAGCCUGCUGACCAUGUACCUGCACGCUAUGGACGACCUGCUCAAGAUGGCCGACUGGUCAUGGGACUUUUUCAUCAACCUGAGCGCCGCCGACUACCCCAUCAGGACCAACGAGCAGCUGGUGGCGUUUUUGUCCAAACACCGUCACUUGAACUUCAUCAAGUCGCACGGACGCGACAACGCACGCUUCAUCCGCAAACAGGGUCUGGACCGCCUCUUCCUGGAGUGCGACACUCACAUGUGGCGCCUCGGAGACCGCAAGAUCCCAGAAGGCAUCGCGGUAGACGGAGGCUCCGAUUGGUUCCUGCUCAACCGGGCCUUCGUGGACUACGUGGUUCGCUCCACGGACGAGCUGGUCGGCGCCAUGAAGCGCUUCUACGCCUUCACUCUGCUUCCCGCCGAGUCCUUCUUCCACACGGUUCUGGAGAACAGCGCCCUCUGCCACACCAUGGUGGACAACAACCUGCGACUCACCAACUGGAACCGCAAGCUGGGUUGCAAGUGUCAGUACAAGAACAUCGUGGACUGGUGCGGAUGCUCGCCCAACGACUUCAAGCCCGCCGACCUGCCCCGCCUCCAGCAACAGGCAUCCAGACCCACAUUUUUUGCCAGGAAGUUUGAGGCGAGCGUCAGCCAGGAUGUCAUCAACCAACUGGACGCCCACCUGUUUGGAGCGUACGCUGCGGGUACGCCGGGCCUGGAAGCCUACUGGGAGAAUGUCUACGAGCAGGAAACGGACGGCGUGGCCGGCGUGUCCGACGCCGUGCUCAGCCACUACCAUAGCUUUGCUCGUAUGGGCCUGCGACGCGCCGCCGGCUCCCUGCAGGGACGCCCCAGCGACAACAGCUGCAGGUACGAGACCACCGGCCCCCCGCUCUCUGUCCACAUGUACUUCCUGUCCGACCGCUUCCAAGGUUACUUGCUGCGACACGUGGCCGUGAACAGAGCCUCCACCCAGCUGGAGAAACUGGAGACCUGGGUGACCCCCCGAGACCACUUCACCCUGGCCAGCCCCCCACACCCCACCAACAGACUGCAACACGUGCAGGUGGGGGCGGACUGGGAUCCAAAAGAGCGUCUAUUUCGGAACCGGGGGGGUCUGCUGGGACCCCAGGACGAGCCGGUAGCGGUGCAGCGCUGGACCCGAGGCCCGAGCAACCUGACGGCCACGGUGGUGUGGAUCGACCCCACCAACGUGAUCGCGGCCACCUACGACAUCCACGUGGACGCCUCCGCUGAUGUCACUCACUACCGCCCCCCACUGACGGCACCACUGCGGCCGGGCGUGUGGACGCUGAGGGUUCUGAACCACUGGAGCCUACUGGGCCAGACCAGCUUCAUUGUGGCGCCUCUGGAGUUCUACCAACAGCAGCCAAUCAAACAAGAGGAGGUUUUGCGUCUUCACGACGGCCCGGCCAAGAACUCCUACAUGGAGCAGAGCUUCCACGGGCUCAACCCCGUCCUGAGACUCCCCAUCAGCCUGGGCGCCGUGGAGGAGGCCGAGGCUAAUGCUGGCCUGACGGGGGCAUCGCUGCGGCACUGGCUGGACCGCCUGCUGGAGGCUUACUGGUCCGCGGCGGACGUCUGCUCCACGGGCCCGAGCGCGUGUCCCAUCAUGCAGCUCUGCCGCCUGACGGCGUGGAGCUCACACAGCCCGGACCCUAAGUCAGAACUCGGGCCAGCCCAGCAGGACGGCCGCAUCAGGUAACAGAUGCACGUGAAGGAAGUCGACCUUUCUAUUUAUUUUUUAUUUAACGUGCACACCCUCCCCCUGUGUGUGUGUGAGAAGGACUGUGUUUUAAUUUUGAAAAUGUGUGAGGUGAAAUGUUUUAUUGUGUGAAGCUGAAGAUGAAUUUUAUUGAUUGUGAAACGGUCUGCUGUCAGAGACGCUUCUUAAGGGUCUUAAGUCCGAUGGCGCCGCCUGGUGGCAUGUGGGUGGAAGUGUUCCUGUUAUUGUUUUCAUGCCGGAUGUGUCUCGCGUGGACGCGUCCAAGUGUUGCCUCAUUGAUGAGGUUUUAACUUGACAAAUAAGUUAUGAGUCCACUUAUUUAUUGAUCUCAUUACCUUGACUUUGUAGUUAUUGAUGAAGUAUUUAUUGUCCUAUUUGACUAACGAUACUGCCUUGGCGUGAAGCUUAUUACCAUCACGAACACACUGAAUAUGACCUUAAAAGUACAUGUUGUGAAUGAAAGAUGAACACUGUGUCAUAUUUAACUCAUAAGAAUUUAAAUGUUCUAAAUUAUGCCGUAUACAUCAAGUCACUAAGUGAGGUAUAGGAAACAUUUGGGAGUGGCUUUCAUGUGACUAGCCCAGGAUAGGCGUCCCUAAAAUGGCAGCGUGUCAAGUAAGCUAGCUCAUUUCCAAAACGUUUCUUUUUUUUAACCAUGAAAGCUCAUUUUACACCAAUUUAACAAUUAUGACGCAUUAACAGGGAGUCAAAUAUUACAAUUAAACUCUUCUUGCUAUAUGUCUUCCAUAUAUUCAUAGAAAACAAGCUAGGAAAAUAUCACUAUCGAGGUAUUAGCCUUCACGUUGCUAUGGAAAGAAAAGACGUGACGCAUUUGUCACACUAGCAAAAAUACUAGUAAGACAGUCAAUAGCAUACAUUUAUCAUGAAGGGUGUAACUUGUAUGUAACCUCACAUCUUUCACACCAAUUAGUAGUAUUUGACCAAAAACGUCAUAAAUAUGUGGUCUAUCCACUUUGCAUUUGACCUGAAAUGGAUUCUUAUGGGUUAAAUAUGUUUGCGCUCGUAAAUGAAUAUAAUACAUGUUGACAAUGUUCAUUUCACAGAAUGUAAUAGUUUGUAUUGUCCUUGGAGGUGCCAAAUGUCCUUUUUAUUGUUGGACUUUUCUCUCCAGUGCUGCUCGUCAGCGUGGAGAUGAGCGGACUGGUUGAUUCUAGAUAUGAUAUUUCUAUUCAUGAACAAGUCUUCAUGUGUUCUGAUGGUGCCUUUGUGUUCCAACAACAUUUUGGAAUAAAGAGAAUCUCCUUAAUGUCUGCACAUCAAUGACACCUUGUUUUUUGUUUAAAACCAAAUGUAUUUAUUUAAGAAAAUAGUGACUGAACUUAUUUACACGUGGGAGGAA
This is a messenger RNA of Dunckerocampus dactyliophorus (ringed pipefish), 4176 nucleotides long. Its product is annotated as xylosyltransferase 1-like. Gene Ontology annotation, molecular function: protein xylosyltransferase activity. The record is from RefSeq and is a predicted model, not a curated record. Lineage: Eukaryota; Metazoa; Chordata; Actinopteri; Syngnathiformes; Syngnathidae. The transcript is spliced from 11 exons. Gene Ontology annotation, cellular component: membrane. The coding region runs from base 90 to 2795 and encodes 901 amino acids. Gene Ontology annotation, biological process: heparan sulfate proteoglycan biosynthetic process; chondroitin sulfate proteoglycan biosynthetic process.